This is a messenger RNA of Hymenoscyphus albidus, 1440 nucleotides long. The record is from the annotation of a GenBank genome assembly. Lineage: Eukaryota; Fungi; Ascomycota; Leotiomycetes; Helotiales; Helotiaceae.
AUGGCCGACCCCAAACCUCGCAAACUCAGCCUCACAUCCCGUCUACUAUCCUCCCUCAAAUCAAAAAAGUCCCCCAACAAAAACAGAAAUCCAUCAUGGGCCUCCUCCUCAGACGUAGGUUCUGAGAUAGGACCCCUGUCCGCAAACUCAAUCACCAGCGGCAUCUCCAAGAUGAGCUUCGGCGAUGAAGAGGAAGUUUUCAUCGAUAUCCAAACUGGGGAACGACGUGAUGAUACCGAAAUGUUGCAUAGUCUUGCUCAUCACGGGUCUUUUGGUUCCUUGAAAUCCGAGAAUGAGCAGAGAUUUGGGGAGGAUUCCAUCCCUGGGGAGAGGUUGUUUGAAAGCUUGCCGGAAGGGGUUUGGGGCUGUGUUAUCGGGUACUUGGGGAUGAGUGAUUUGGCGGCUUUUGCUUUUUGUUGUAAAACUUUUAGAGGGAGGCUUGGGAGGGAGGUAUGGCCGAUUCUGAAUAAGCCGGAGAAUCGAGACGAGAAGCUUCAAUUUUUGGUUAAGCUGGAUAGCUCGUUACCGAGUCAUCUCUUAUGUCCGCUUUGCGCAAUAUAUCAUCGACGAACCCGAAUAGGAGAUGAGAAAUUGAAAGCGACUCAUGUUCUCAACCCAAUAUUCAACUGUCUCUACGCCAAUGAACCGACCGAACUCCCCAUCAGAACUCGUCUUGUGCCCGGCCAUAGACUCCCCUUUACAUUCGUCCAACUCGCUCUCCGAGCCCUCAACUACGGCCCUCAAUACGGAAUCCCUUACUCCAAACUGGACCGCCGUCUAAAAGAUAAAGAGAGCGAUUGGACCCAUCAAAUCAGAUACUACCACCACAAAGGCCAUCUCCUCCUUCGAUCCACCAGUAAAACCUUUGCUUCCCCAGGUUUAACAUUGAGUGGCCAGCGACACCUCCUCUAUUCACGAGAAGACUACACACCCUACUUCUCAGUCUGCGCACACUGGCAGAACGGCCUCCUCAUGGAUCUUUGCAAAUGCGCACUCUCACACAUCCCCGUCCCCGUCGACCCGAUAACCAGCCAACUCAAACGCGGCCCCCAAAUCACACUCUCGCGGCCUGCAAAAGCGAUCGUGACGCUUUGCGGGAAAUGUAGACCUAUGCGUCGCUGUCCGUCCUGUCCUACGGAGUAUCUCAUUGAAAUCAGAUUGGAUGAGGACAGGAGUGAACCAAAUCCCGUGGCGCGGUUCAAGCAGACGAUUGUGGUGACGAGGUGGAGUGACCUGGGUGAUGGGACGAUCCCGAUGGGGAGUAGGGAGUGGAUGGCCAUCAAUGGCGUGGGCGAGUUUGAGGGGUUGGAUAGUGUGGGGAAGAGGGGGAUUAGUGGGACUUUUGAGAGUCAGAAUGGGGUUGCUAUUCCUGGGCAGAGGAUGUUGAAUUUGAAUCCUAAGAACAAGACUGAUGGAGAGGAGGGAGAUGAUUGGUAUUGA